Messenger RNA from Schistocerca nitens (vagrant locust), 4819 nucleotides. RefSeq names its product gamma-aminobutyric acid type B receptor subunit 1 (gene GABA-B-R1). Gene Ontology annotation, cellular component: membrane; G protein-coupled receptor heterodimeric complex. Gene Ontology annotation, biological process: gamma-aminobutyric acid signaling pathway; G protein-coupled receptor signaling pathway. The record is from RefSeq and is a predicted model, not a curated record. Gene Ontology annotation, molecular function: G protein-coupled GABA receptor activity. The coding region runs from base 87 to 2609 and encodes 840 amino acids. The transcript is spliced from 17 exons. NCBI's taxonomy places the organism in Eukaryota, Metazoa, Arthropoda, Insecta, Orthoptera, Acrididae.
AGUUCGUCUGCUAGUGCGUGGUGUUUGCUGUUUCCUUAAACGUCGAUCAAUAUGUGGGAUUUGGUUGGCGCCGUGUAGAAUUUGCAAUGCCUCAAGUUUUUCCAUCUGUUAAGAUAUGGAGUUUAAGUUUAAUCUUAUUUGCUGCUGUCACCUGUUGUUACUCCGCGGCACAUAUCGAGAAUGACGACAAUGUGCUACACAUAGGAGGAAUAUUUCCUAUUGGAGGAAAAGGUGGCUGGCAGGGUGGUCAGGCAUGUGAACCAGCUGCUAAUCUUGCCCUGGAAGAUGUAAAUGCAAGACCAGACCUACUGCCAGGGUUCACACUCAAAUUACAUUGGAAUGACAGUGAGUGUGAACCUGGCUUGGGAGCAUCAGUCAUGUACAACUUGUUGUACAAUAAUCCUCAGAAGGUGAUGCUUCUAGCUGGCUGCAGCACAGUAUGCACAACUGUUGCAGAAGCUGCAAAAAUGUGGAACCUUGUAGUACUUUGUUAUGGUGCCAGCUCACCAGCCCUAUCUGAUCGGAAUCGCUUUCCAACACUGUUUCGUACUCAUCCAUCAGCUACAGUGCAUAAUCCAACAAGAAUAAAACUCAUGGAAAAAUUUGGUUGGUCUCGUGUUGCCAUACUGCAGCAAGCAGAAGAAGUAUUUAUCUCGACUGUGGAAGACUUGGAAGCACGUUGCAAAGAGAGUAAUAUUGAAAUUGUGACUAGACAAAGUUUCUUAAGUGACCCAGCAGAUGCUGUACGGAAUUUACGAAGGCAAGAUGCAAGAAUCAUAGUUGGUCUUUUCUAUGUUGUCGCAGCUCGGAGGGUGCUUUGUGAGAUGUAUAAGCAGAAUAUUUAUGGGAAGUCAUAUGUCUGGUUCUUUAUAGGUUGGUAUGAAGACAACUGGUUUGAAGUAAAUUUGGAAAAAGAAAAAAUAGAAUGUACUAAAGAACAAAUGAAAAUCGCUGCUGAAGGACAUUUGACAACAGAAGCACUGAUGUGGAACCAAAAUAAUCAGCGCACAAUUUCAGGCAUGACAUCAGAAGACUUCCGCCAGAGGCUUAAUGAAGCUUUGAGCUCACGCUACGACAUAGCUAACAUGCGCUAUCCUGAAGGCUACCAGGAAGCUCCUCUGGCAUAUGAUGCGGUGUGGGCUGUGGCUCUAGCUUUCAAUAAGACAAUGCAACGCCUUCGCCGCCAAGGGAUGAGUCUAAAAAAUUUUACUUACACCAACAAAGAAAUAGCAAAUGCUAUUUACUCUGCAAUCAACAGCACACAGUUCUUAGGAGUAUCUGGUAUUGUUGCAUUCAGCUCUCAAGGUGACAGAAUUGCUCUGACACAAAUAGAACAGGUGAUUGAUGGGAACUAUGUAAAGUUGGGCUACUAUGACACACAGAGUGAUAAUUUGACUUGGCUGAACAAAGAGCGUUGGAUAGGUGGGAAAGUUCCACAGGAUCGUACAAUAGUUCGAAGGGUUCUCCGUACAGUUUCUUUGCCCCUUUUUAUAUGCAUGUGGACAAUAUCAUGUGUGGGCAUCAUGGCAGCGAUUGCUCUAAUUGUGUUUAAUGUUUGGUAUCGCCAUAGGAGGGUCAUUCAGUCAUCGCAUCCGGUGUGUAACACAAUUAUGCUGGUUGGUGUCUGUGCUUGCCUGUGGUCAGUUUUCUUGCUAGGCCUAGAUGGACAGUUUGUGAGUCCUAAUGUAUACCCAGUAAUUUGCCAGGCUCGUGCUUGGCUGCUUUGCACAGGAUUUACACUUGCUUAUGGUGCCAUGUUUAGUAAAGUGUGGAGAGUCCAUCGUCUUACUACAAAAGCAAAGACUGAUAUUAAGAAAGUUGAACCGUGGAAACUGUACCUCAUGGUAACUGGAUUUCUACUUGUUGAUGUGGUGUUGUUACUCACGUGGCAAAUAUACGAUCCCCUUCAGAGACGAAUUGAGGUUUUUCCAUUGGAAGAUCCUGUUUCAACUGAGGAUGAUGUCAAAAUUAGACCUGAAUUAGAACACUGUGAGAGUGAAAAUAACAACAUUUGGCUUGGUGUGAUGUACGGUUACAAAGGCUUAGUACUGGUUUUUGGACUGUUUUUGGCAUACGAGACACGAAGCAUCAAAGUGAAACAGAUAAAUGACUCUCGUUAUGUGGGAAUGUCUAUUUACAAUGUUGUGGUGUUGUGUCUUAUUACUGCUCCUGUUACAAUGGUCAUAGCAUCACAACAAGAUGCUAGUUUUGCAUUUGUUGCUCUUGCUGUAAUAUUUUGUUGCUUCUUGAGUAUGGCUCUUAUAUUUGUGCCAAAGGUAAUAGAGGUGAUCAGACAUCCACGUGAUAAGGCAGAAUCAAAAUACAAUCCUGAUGUUGGCAUGACAAAAGAAGAUGAGGAAAAAUACCAGAAACUGGUGGCAGAAAAUGAAGAAUUACAAAAGCUAAUAGCUGCUAAAGAAGAGAAAAUCAGAAUGCUGAAGUUACGCCUCCAAGAACGAGAAGCAGCUAAAGCAGCAGCUGGAGUCAGUUUGGCACAACAGAGCUCUUCUCACCACCACCAGCAGCAAAGUCAGCCAGAACAUGGUGCACAGCAGCAGCCCCAACAGCAGGUGGAUGACGCCCUUCCUACAGGAAUGAGCUGCGUAUAAUAUGCUAGCUCCGUGACGUCUGUGAUUCUCAACAUGCUUUUCCAACACCUGGAUUGUCAUCUUACCAAGGUCUCAAACAUUCUGUUAAAAAAGUGAUAUUUUAUUUGUGGUACAGCUGACGAAGGUUUUUUAAUGUUUUCCUCUUUCUUGAAUGCUGAUUUCUCAGCUUCUAUGUGCUCAUUCAAAAUUAUGCUCAGAUCAUAAUUGUUAUGGUCUGAACUUGAAUAGUCUUAAGGAAUAUGUGUGUAUGAUAGUGAAUAUUAAUAGAUGCUUGUGAUGUGUCAGCCCUGUGAUGAAAGGCAGUACUAAUAUAUGCCCAUAUGAGAAUGUUGUGUGUUGUAGUUCAUACUGAGAAGAUUGUGUGUGUUUCCAUAUUGCUCUGAGGUAUGCAAUAUUCUGUGCCAUACUGCAUUUUUCCCUCAAGAAGUUCUGUGGAAAUAAAAAACAAUUUUGCGACGUAUCUGAAGUAUAUGGUAUAAUAUUUAUCCAUUAAAGAAUCAGUGUGCUUGCUAGGGACAUAUAUACAGUUUAUUGUGUGUGUGUGUGUGUGUGUGUGUGUGUGUGUGUGUGUGUGUUUUCAAGUGCAAGCUGAAAUGUCAUAAAAUGUCCAGCAUGCCUAAAUGACAUGUCAUCAUUGAAAUAACAUAUAUUUGGUCUUUUAAACCAGUUAUCAUAUUACAGGCUAUGAGUACAUAUGACAACUGGGACAAGAUAUAUCUUACUUCGACAAUGAUGUCAUUUAGGCAUGUCCAACUGUUUAUGACGCUUCAGCUUGCACUUGAGAUUGGGUAUAAAGCUAAAAUUAUUAUUGUGUGAAAUUGCUGAAUAGAAAUUUACCGUCAACUAGUGGAAACUUGUUUCAAAAGUUCCCUAUGACUGUGGUCCCCCAAGAAGUGAAAACCAGUGGGGAAAAAGCAGUAUCAGCACUAGGUGAAACUGCUAAUUUUUAUUGUGUUGUCAGUGAAUAGGAAAUUAGCAACAUUUGUUUAUAAUUUCUCUGUUAGUGUGCAUGCUGUGUUAUAAAAUUAGGAUAUAUAAUUAUCCUUUAAAGUAUUUGAAGUAGUCUCGCAAUGUGCUGCUGUGAUGUGUUGUGGGUAGUUUAUCAUAGUCUCAUACUGAAGAACAUGUCAUAAGCUUAAUGUCACUAACUUUUACUAGUGACAGUUAAAAUUCGUACGUAGUUAUAGGGUUCUCCUUUGAAGGUGGGUUUUUGUUGUGACAUGAAUUAUUAAUUCUGUAGAUGUGUUUAGGAAAGUUUUGGCAGAAUGUAAAUAAUUUAGGAGGAAAUGACAGAUACACACACACACACACACACACACACACACACAGAGUCAGCUGGCAAUGUUGAAAGACAACAGUGUGUGUGUGUGUGUGUGUGUGUGUGUUGUAUUUACAGUUUAUUGUUUUCUUAUGUUCAGAACUAGAAUAUCUGCAUAUUAUUCUCAGCUAUUUUGAUUCAGUGUAAAAUAUCACAGCAGCUCAUUUUAAACUAUCACAUAUCCUAACAGUCCUUGAAAUUGUAAAUUAGCUGUUUAUUUUUAAAGUUGGAAGAAAUGGAACAAAUUUUAUUUAACUGAAUUGUGGGAAUAUCAGUUAAACAAUUAUUUCCACUUAUAUUCUGCCUAAAAAGACUUGUUGAAUACCUCUACAGGCCCUGUAAUUUCUGAGAUUGCUUAAACCAUGUUCCCUGUAACAGACAGAACUGAAAUUUUAAAGCUCACAUUUUUCAGUCACAUUGAAUUUAUUUAUUCCUUCCCCCGUAACAUCUUACUAUGUAUCCUAAAGUAUGUCACCUUGGAGAUGGCAUCAAAUUAUUCUUGGCCUGCACCCUGGCUUUCUGAUCCUUGUGUUUACUUCAGUUGUGUUAUAAUGAAGGAACCAAUAAUUCAUAUUCAGAACUGGUUGCCAUUGGAGUAAGGUAAAUUAAAUUCAAGUUACUUACAAUUUUUUUGAAAAUUCCAUUUCCCAAGUACCAAGUCUGUGAAUGUAUUUUGUCAUGCUUUACAUUGUAGUUGCCAGUAUGUUGAGAAGAUAAAAAGGCCAUGACAUACCUGUAUGGAUGCAUGCUGUAAGAGAUCUGUUAAAGAUGGAUGACGCCCAACAUUUUAUGUUAGUGUCCAUGUAGACUUACUGAUAGUGCAGAAAGAAUGAACCCAUGUUACAUCAUAUAACAGAAUGAAUAAAUUUUAUUUCAUAUAAGUGCACCCUGC